UGGGGUGGCACCCAACCUCACAGCGGCAGCUCCCGAAACACCCCGAGACCGCGGCAGCAGCCAAAACACCCCGAGACCAUCAGCACCCUUACAAACAUCUGUGACAAGCACCAGAAGAGGGGGAAAGCGGGUGAUUCCGGGCAGGAUGCAGGGCAGGGGCACCCCAAAGCGCAGCCACGGGGCCCCGGCGUGCCCGUCCCGCUCCCCACGGCGCAGCCGCUCCCCGCCAGUUGCGCUUUUGCUUUGCUCAGCGAGGGAGGGACCCGCCGUGGGGACCUCUGCAGCCCCGCGGGGACACACCGGGACAGCCUCCGGGACAGCAAAGCUGCGGGGCCGCAUCUGUUGUUGAACCCCUGUGUUGAGAGAACAGGCUGAAAUGCCACCCAAAAGGUGACAGAGAUACAGCUCCGGUGAGGAAUUGUCCACUUGGGCACACAGUGAUGCUGUUCCUGGUCUGGAUCCCUCCUGCCCAUCCUGCAGGUGACCUCAGCCAGCUCUGACCAAGAGCAGGAGAAGGGCAUGAGGGCAGGACUGGAAUUAACUCUUCCCAUGCCAAAACUCUGCAUGAUGAACCGGUGACUGGAACCUCCCAGACGGAUUCCAGGGCUGGACUGCUCCCUUUGGAAACAAAGGAACUGUUUCCCUGUUUCCUCCUUCCCUGGGGCCACCCUGGCUGCAGGACAGGUGGGAUGGACAUGUUAUGAUGCCAGGGCUGAGCACAGAGCUGGAGCACAACCAUGAGCAACAGCUCCAACUGCAGCGAGCCAGACCUCAAGCCCUACUACGCCAUCACCUACACGGUGAUCCUGAUCCCUGGGCUCAUCGGGAACACCCUGGCCUUGUGGGUCUUCUAUGGCUACAUGAAAGAGACUAAAAGGGCCGUGAUAUUCAUGAUCAAUUUAGCCAUUGCUGACUUAUCACAGGUGCUGUCCUUGCCCCUGAGGAUUUUUUACUACCUGACAAGCACAUGGGAGUUCGGAGGAGGUCUCUGCAUGCUCUGCUUCUACCUGAAGUACGUCAAUAUGUACGCCAGCAUCUACUUCUUGGUGUGCAUCAGCGUGAGGAGGUACCUGUUCCUCAUGCACCCCUUCAAAUUCAGUGACUGCAGGCGUGUCUGUGAUGUCUACAUCAGCAUCGUGGGCUGGGUCGUGGUCUGUGUGGGCUGCCUGCCCUUCCCGCUCCUCAGGAUGCAGCACCAGGAUGAUAAAAAUGCCUGUUUUGUGGAUCUUCCCAUCAAGAAACUUGACCUCCCCACCUCCAUCACGCUGAUGACCAUAGGGGAGUUGGUGGGGUUUGUGACACCCCUGCUCAUCAUCCUGUACUGCUCCUGGAAGACAAUCUUAUCACUAAAAGAGAAGCACUCUGCUUCCCGGGACCUGGGUGAGAAGAAAAAGGCUUUAAAGAUGAUCCUCACCUGUGCCCUGGUGUUCCUGAUUUGCUUUGCACCUUAUCACAUCAGCUUCCCACUGGACUUCUUCGUGAAAACCAGGCAGAUCCAGGAGGGCUGUGUGCAGAUCUCGGUGUUCCACGCCGUGGCUUUGUGCCUCGCCAGCCUCAACUCCUGCGUGGAUCCCAUCAUCUACUACUUCACCACGGAUGAGUUCAGGAGACGCCUCUCCAGGCAGGAUCUGCAGGACAGCAUCCAGCUCCAGCACCUCAGCUAUGGCAGGAAGCAUUCCACGGAUGUGCUUGGGGAGGACACCACAGAAUACUAGAGCUGCCCUUCCCAAACAGCUGCCAGCACUUCCAGUAUUCAUUAAAUUUUGGCCUUUGCCACAAUAUUUUUCCCUCAGGACACUGAGAACAGCAACUCAAACUUCUGCUUUGGUGAAGGUUGGAAUAAACAAACAACCCUCCACAAAAAAACCCAAACUUGACCAAAAAUGUGUUGAUUUCAUACUUCAGUUGCAAAUUUUCACUGAAGAUGAAUAGGAGCAUUUCCAUUCCUCAGCUGGGCAGCAGGAGGUCAUGGACCCAUGGGAGGGGUGACACCAUGCCCCACUGUCACCCACGGCAUCACCCAGACGUGUCCUGGUCAGCAAGAAAAAGCCAAGGAUUCUGGGGUCUUGCUGUGCAGAAGGGCUUUGAUCCCAAAAAGUACCAGAAGACACAAUAUUCUCUGUUUCUGAAGCACAAGACAAUUCAGCAGAGACUGAUUCUCCAGAGAGAGCCUAGAGCCUGCUCCAGCCACACUGAACACGGAGUGAAGAGCAGAAGGUGGCCCAAACAGACUUCCCAUUUAAAUAAUUAAUGAAGACUCCUUUGGGGGUGUAGCAAAUGGCAUCACCCCAAAUCACACAGUCAGUGAAGUUUCCGCACACUAUUUUUCUGCCAUCAGUUCCCACUUCUGGAUGCAAAGACUAGGGUUAGAGCCAUGCCUUGGAUCUUGAACCAUGGGGUUGUGCUUGGAGGGUAUUUGUUUAAGCUAGGUGUCCAUCAAGCCUUUCAGGCCCUCUUUUCCCAAAAGAGGGGAAAAUUAUUUCCAUUUCACUGAUAACUGACCCACAUCCAUCACAUCCACUCCCCAUUAACAGCAGCAGGAUUCAAACAAAGAAUCCAAACCUUUCUAGAGUUUGCUGUAGUGGGAACUCCCUGGAAGCGAAAUCAAAGGUGCCAGGAGAGUUUUUUAAGAAAGGCUCAAAGGGGUCUUUUUUUAAGGGGGAUAUUUUUUAAUAAAAAGGGGGAUUUUUUUAGUAAUAUUUGCUUUAAAUUCAAACCACAGAGACUUUGGGCUUGGCUUUGGUAUUUCAUUUGCACCUUCUUGUGAAAUGUUAUUUUUCUGUGAACAUUGGAGAAGUUACUUUUGAAAGUGUAAAAUACUGUGACAGUAUCACUUUUUAUUUAUGCAAAUGUUGUUUUAUAAUUUAUAUAAGAGACAUACACAUUGUAGGAAAAUGAUUUGAAACCCAGAGAGUGUCAGAACACAAGAAGUUAGUUUUCGUUUCAAAAACAUUUUCAUAUAAUAAAAGAAAACUCCACCACCUCCUCCCUACAGGAAUCUGAGCCAGUGCCUGAUGGCUGAGCAAGCACUGAUAAUUCAUGGAAACCACAAAGUACAUUCACAGUGACAAAAAAUAAUUAUUUUUAUAUUUCCUGUUGUAUAUAAUAAAAUAAUACUUUCUAAAACUGUUUUUAAAUGUAAUUCUUGGCUUUCUCCCCCCUGCGUCACCAAAACUCACAAACAUGUGACAGCACCUGGAUUUGAUGCCUCUUGAGCACCUGCAGAACAUUUUAGAUGCUUCUCUGGAAUUAUUUUACUUCUCUUCUUGCACUGGGGAGAAAAGUCAAGGGUUUCCCAGGAUAAGGGGAAUUCUUCCAGCUGCAGGAAUACAGCCCAUC
This is a messenger RNA of Prinia subflava (tawny-flanked prinia), 3339 nucleotides long. It is a transcript of the gene GPR174, whose product is annotated as G protein-coupled receptor 174. Gene Ontology annotation, biological process: phospholipase C-activating G protein-coupled receptor signaling pathway; positive regulation of Rho protein signal transduction. Gene Ontology annotation, molecular function: G protein-coupled receptor activity. The transcript is spliced from 2 exons. Gene Ontology annotation, cellular component: plasma membrane. NCBI's taxonomy places the organism in Eukaryota, Metazoa, Chordata, Aves, Passeriformes, Cisticolidae. The coding region runs from base 738 to 1715 and encodes 325 amino acids. The record is from RefSeq and is a predicted model, not a curated record.